AUUCAUUUUUAGAAAUAACCUAAUUCAUAAAAAUCUACGCCUCUCUACCUGAUUGUUCAAAAGAAAGAAAAGAAAAGAAAAAAAGAUUCUGUAAAUUGCUAUCUUAUCCCGCCAUCAUGGACGGCCAAAAAACUACGCUCGAAUCUCUCAUCGAGAAGGCUUCUUUAAAAGCAUUUAACUCCCAAAGCGACGGGUCAUCUCGCUCAGAAGGCCAGCAGGAACUUAGCUCAGUCUUAUCCAGGUCCAAUACUAUGGCUCUCAUGUCUGCUCUGAGCAAGUUGACCCAGCCCGAUCGAGUUCCGUCAUGGGUUCGAGUCCAUCUGAUGGAUAUACUCACCUUGCUCCCCCAGCGGGCUGAUGGCGUUCGGGCUACCCUAGAAUUCGUCUUCUCCGUCCAUCCUUCGAGCACUGUCAGAGCAUCCGAGGCGGCCGCACCUCAGAAACAAGGCGCCAAUAUCACUAUGGAAGCCCUAAAGCUCGCCUCCAGUCUAUUGUCUACGCCUCCUAAUACCGUUCCACCGGAGCAGUGGUUUCCCGGCAUCGCCCCCCAGCUCUUGGCACUUCUUGAUGGGAAAGACGGUGCAGACCUUGCGAAGGCAGCCGCCUAUGUGAUAGGUUUCGGUGUAUUAGGGAGAAGGCAAUUUGGGGCUCCUGGAACGCCCGGAUGGAAAGCGUUUGCGGAACCGAUGCUCGCCAAGAUUAAUCCUACCCUAUCAUCCGAGAAGCUUACGGAAGAGUCUCUAGCGCUCAGCGCCAGCGCUGAUGAGGUUGUUGACUUACGCAAAGAAGUUAUCCUUGUUGAAGCGGAGGAUUUGCGUACCGCGCUGAAACGCUUGUCUUCUCUACUAGAUUCGCAUCCAAAUCCCGGCUUGACAAAGAGAUUGCUUGCUCCGUUAAUGCUUCAGCUCUGGGCAUUAUCCUCGUGGCCGCCAGCGAGCAAGGAGUUCGACGAGCAAUAUAGACGCCCCACAAGCACACUCCUAAACAUAUAUCUAAAGAUUUCGGGCUCACCGGAAAAGUUUCAGGCGCUUCUUCGCGACCUCCUCACAAGUGGCAGUACUGACGCAUCUAACCCUCGGUGGACUUUUGAUAAAGUCGGGGACUCUAAUGUCCAGAUAAAGAGUCUACGGGAAAGCACAAAUAACGCAAAUCUCGAGUUGAACCUGGGCCUCUUAGAAUCGAAAUCAGAAGCUUUUCUAGAUCUUUUGCAAUCGGUCGGGACUGACUCAGAUAUAUCGACACUAUUUCUUAGACUAUUGCAGGAUUCGCUCGAGUCAAGGGAAUCUACGCAGGAGAUCAAAUUGAUCCCAGAGGCUGGGAAAGAAAAAGACCCCACAGUACAACUCAUCGAAGCGAAAGUACUCCAGAAAAUGAUGGAGAAACUAUCCGACCGACUAGUCUCGAGCUGGAAACAAAUGCUCGAACUCGUUAGCCAAAUAUUGAGAGAGUCUGAAAGUUCAUCAGCUGCAGCCAACGAUGACGCUACGCCUGUAGCGCUCAGCCUGUUGAAUCUCGUAGUCACAGCCCCCGGUUUCCAGAAAGCAAAUGUACGCAGUGAUGUUCUCGCUUCUAUAGAGGGUUCCCUCGAAAAGAUAAGCCAACUGCAAGCGGAAGAUGUUUCGCAGACGGCCCGAAACCUUUCCCUCCUCCUCAAGUACCGAGAUGCCAUAGAAGAUCCGUCCGAACGGAUGACGGCGCCCACGGAUCGCCAAGUAGAAGAUCGCAAGACAUACAACUUAGCCAUAUCCUACAUCACGCAAGCAGACUCGCCCCCGCCGGUGCGCACGGAGGGUCUGAACUUACUGUCCGGCUUGAUACGAGCUGGCAGCCCUAUUCUCGAUGUCCAGGCCACUCUGGUCCUUCUCUCGUCGCUCCUAAAUGAAGACGACGACUACGUUAAUUUGACCGUGAUAAAACUAUUUACCCAGCUUUCCAAUAGACACCCUCGCUCAACCACAAAGGAGAUCCUGGAGCACUAUGUAGACGCGAACGAAUUGGAAACCACUGACGCUCGUUUGCGGUUUGGCGAGGCAUUACUCCAAGUAGUCCAGCGCCUUGGUGAGACUUUCUCGGGCGAGACAGCACGGCAAGUAGGCGAAGCGCUCCUCGCGAUUGCAGGGCGGCGCGCUCAACGUCCCAAAACAAAGGCAAAACAAGACCGCGAGGAACGGCUCAAACAGCUGAAGAAUAAGGCGGCUCAGGAUGCUUGGCAGGGUGAGGUACCCGACCUCAGCGAACUCGAAGACGAUCAGACGGAGGACGAAAAAGCGCGCAGCGAGUUGAUAGCACAGAUUAUAUCGGGAUGGGAGAGCAAGCGCGGCGCCGAGGAUGUGCGCAUGCGCGCCUCGGCUCUAUCCGUGUUCUCGGUUGCUAUCGAGACUAACAUUGCCGGUUUGGGUGCGCCUCUCGUUGAGGCAUCUGUUGACUUGUGUCUCAACGUUCUGACCCUCGAAUCGGGCCCGGAGACUGGUAUACUUCGUCGAGCUGCUAUCAUACUCAUCUUGCACUUCGUACGGUCUCUCGCGGACGCACGCGAGAGCGGCAGGCGCCUCGGCUUCGGGUUAACCGACUCAAGCCGGCAGGAUAUUGCGCGCGUGCUGGAAUAUGUAGCUCAGACGGACACCGAUGGAUUGGUGCAGCAGCACGCGCGAGAUGUCGUAGAGAGCCUACAUAAUUGGCAGUUGAGAACUUUGGUACCUCCUGCCGCAGAGGUUCCGGGUGGUCCGAAUACUUCGGCGUUGACGCGGUUAGCUGGUUUGGAUAUAGGGGCUGCUCCAAGUUUGCCUUCCCUGGAGCCGAGGGCGAGACCUAAGAUUGAAGAGGUUGACUAGCUAGCCUGCCUAUAUGGUUAAGCUACGGUCAUAACGCACUAUGCAGAGAUUGGUGGGAUUCAUAUUUUGCGCUCAUUUCACUCCUCGCUCUGACAGAUAAACGUUUAUGUACUAGAAAUAGGAAUCUACUAUUGGAUAUAUCUUCAUAGUCUAUCACAUCAAGUUCUAGGCAUGAGUUAUUGGUACUCCACAG
Molecule: messenger RNA, 3024 nt
Organism: Daldinia caldariorum
Lineage: Eukaryota; Fungi; Ascomycota; Sordariomycetes; Xylariales; Hypoxylaceae
Exons: 3
Coding region: 117-2831 (904 amino acids)
Biological process (GO): protein secretion
Source: RefSeq, a predicted model, not a curated record